Ectocarpus sp. CCAP 1310/34 is the source of this 3411-nucleotide messenger RNA. The record is from the annotation of a GenBank genome assembly. Lineage: Eukaryota; Phaeophyceae; Ectocarpales; Ectocarpaceae.
GUGAGAAACAACCUUCUGAUCGUGACGCCCUUUCGGCACGAGAACACGGCAACAACAACACCAGGCGGAGAGCUGUUCGAUCGAAUCGUGGCGCGCGGGCGUUACACGGAAGGACAUGCCUCGCACCUCAUCUGCACGCUGGCUGCUGCCCUGGCCCAAUGCCACGAGAAGGGAAUAGUGCACAGGGAUGUGAAGCCCGAGAACAUAAUGUGCACCUCGAGGGACGAUGACACCAACAUCAAGCUCACGGAUUUUGGGCUGGCGCUGCUACACCCUGGGGCGUCGGUUACCGUGCACGACGACAACCUCGUCGGCACCCCGGGAUACGUCGCUCCCGAGGUGCUGUCCUCCCGUCUCUACGGUCCACCGUGCGACGUUUGGGCGUGCGGCGUGCUCCUGUAUAUCCUCCUCGCGGGAUACCCCCCGUUCUAUCCCUCCGGGGACGAGACGUUGUUCGAGGUCAUCAAGCAGGGAAAAUACUAUUUUCACCCUGACGCGUGGGACCUCAUCAGCGCAGAGGCGAAGGAUCUGGUGUACAGGAUGCUGACGGUAGACGUGGAAAAGCGGGCAACCAUGGCGGAAGUUGUCAAUCACCCGUGGCUCACCUCGGCGUGCGGUCAAGAGUACGACCACCUGCCAGACACCAUCCACCGCCUCAAGGCCUUCAACGCCAAGAGGACGUGGCGCGCGGUGGCGGCGGUGGUAAUGCUGGGGGCCAGGCUCGGCCUGAAGAAGCGCGCCCGCAGUGCGAGCGAGGACGAGCGAGAGGACAAGAACGGAUUUUCCGUUCUCGAGCUGGAAACCCUCAAGAAGGCGUUUCUCUCUUCCGCGGAAGGGGGGGUUCUGAGCAGGGCGCAGCUGGCCUCUGUUUUCUCGGACGUCGGCUUCGGCCCGGUGCCGUCCGACCGGAUGUUCGACCUCUUCGACACGGACGGCAACGGCACCGUGGACUACGGGGAAUUCCUCGCUGGGAUGGCAUCGUUCAAGAACACCGGCGACAAGGCGUUACGCUUCUGUUUCGACAUCUACGACCUCGAUGGAGGGGGUUCCAUUAACCUGCAGGAGCUCAAGUCUGUGCUUUCGUGCGUCAUGCGGCCUCAAGACAUGCAAGCCAUGUCCGGUGGUGAUGGUGGUGGGGUCGACGGGGGGGGCGAGGAUCACGACCGCAAGCUGAGUGAGCUGUUCAAGAGAUUGGAUAUGGAUGGAAACGGUACGAUCGAUUUCGAGGAGUUCAAAGCUGGCGCCAAGAGAGAGCCCUUCCUCGUGGAAGCGUUCCUAGCACCGGUGCAGCAGGGGUCGCUCGCCACAACCUCCGCGGCUGUGGGAAAAAGACAGAAACGUUCUGGCGGCCCGGCCGCUGCCGAGUCAUGCCAAGCGGCGGUUGCAAGAUCUGACGCAAAAAUCAACGCCGCCGGCAACUCCUCGCCGGACGCGAAACAGCCCAAAGCUGGUUCGCGUGAAACUGCUGCCGUUUCGGAAACGGUGGCCUCUGGUGAGGAGGAACGGUCGAUGAAGGCAGCAGCCGACCCGCGAGACGGUGGCGUGGACAAAGGCGGGGAUACGCUGAGCGGCAAACGGUGCCGGCUAGAGGGGUCGGACUACUGUGGAGGGGGCACGCGGUAGCGGAGAGGAAUCUACGUACAAUAGGUGGUGCCUGCACAAGGAGAAUGAGAGGGGUGCGAUGUUUCCGGAGUCACAUUCUUUCGGCUUGUUCAAGAGCGGUUAAUAACUAAUCCUUCCCGGGUAGAUGUCGGCUUGCCUGCCCGCGCGCGUGUCCGAUUGGUUUGCUCGUCGAUCGUUGAGGUUUGCCGUUUUCGGCUGGGACUCACAAACAGAGGGAAAACGUGUCAUUGUUGCCACAUGGUUCACUUGACAAGAGGGCAUUCCCGCCGAAUUUCGGCGUCUCCGUCUAGGAAUAAUUUGGAGGUCAUUGAAGUAUUGGUAUUUCCGUGUAAAUUCGGUUGCCGUUAUUCAUAAUUUACGCCUUGGGUGUUUAGGUAGAUUGGUUGUGUUUGUUCCAGUUUCCCCACUGUUUGGUGUCGUCUGUCCACUUCUGUUGAUCUUCCCUUUACCGCAUUUUAGGUGAAAGUCCCUGUUCCACAGGAUGAUUGUCGCUUCGAGUUUUUCUGAAGUGUCGCAUCUUUCCACUUGUCAAGAGAUUGUUGUUGUGAUGCGUAUGAUUGUGUUGAGAGUAAGCGAGAUAGUCAAAAUGAAUGUUUCUUGUCGAAGACCGAAUAAACUGUAGUUUAUUGUGCACGGAAGAAUUGGGAACAUCUCCCAGAUCUACGUAUAUCUUCGGGUUCUUGUGCCGCGCUGGAGAUGUGCUGGUUCGGAUUUCUUGGUUCGGAUUUGUGGGGUUUUACAAAGAAAAUGGUCUAGGCAUUCGCUGCCUCGCUGCUCCUGCAGCAAGAGUUUGAUGGACGCGAGUCCACGGGGCCCAAGGGCCACGUGUUGAGGAAUGCUCAGUGUAUAACACGUAGCCCACUUCGGAGGGUCACGCGGCAUAGGAUGGCAGCAGCAGGCGACAUCGAAGUUCGGACCAUAGCUAGCAAGCUUGUUUCAGGGGCAGAGGAGCGAGGGCAGGAUGGUGAUGGAGCACGCUUCGCUGGAGCGCCCAGCCGAGGAACUGCGUAGGGGAAUACUACUUCUCUGGUUGUGUUGAGGGUAAGCGAGAUAGUCAAAAGCUGCCUCUUGGAAGCACGUCGUUAACCCGUGAGAACGAAUCGUGAAGAGGUGAAGCGUUUGCUCUCAAGCGGAAUAUGACGACAAAGUGCGGGUCGUUCUGUUGUAUUUGGUAGAAGAAUAACGACGAUGUUGUAGCUCUUUCUCGAAUUUGCUCGGUACAUGUUUUGCCCGGGACGUUGCAACUGUAGGGGCUGUGCAUAGGUGGCGCAGAUGCUGACUCUCCUCAAGAAGGAGUGAGGCGAGGUCGACAAGUCGCGAAAGAGAGGAAGAGGUUCGGGGUGCUUGCGAAAUACUUGUCAUACGAGUACAGAGGGCGAUUUGCGCUCGAAAGUGUAACGGAAACACAGCUGCACCACGCAGACGUUAACUUUGUGAAUUUGGGCAUCCAAAGUCGACGGGACAUCGUUUCACGUUAAGGUAGACAUGGACACUACCAGCGGGUGCGUGGGCAAAACUCGCGAACACUUAAUCAAGCGUUCGGUGUUCCCGAUGCAACUCCUGGGCCCUCUUUUUCCCUUCGGUAGGUUGUUCGUAUAUUGGUACAUCAGCCACCGUUGUGGGAGGCAUCGUGCCACAGGGGAGAAGUUGGUGCCAUUUUUGAACUAUCUGUGGAUGAUUUGGGCAUCCCCGUGAAGCGGCGUUAAGGGUUCUUUCAGAGUGCAUUCAAUCGAGGCCGACCUUCUUCUCUGUUUGGCUUCUAUAGUGUGGAUAAUGAGCGUUGCAUGC